AUGAACGGAAUUGAAUUGCUUGCAUUCAUUCUAACCUCUAUUCGCGAUGAAACUCCGGUCACGACCGACGAACCGACGCAAGAAUGGAAGAAGCACCAACAGCGUCUCAUGGCGGUAUUUCCUAGAGACAUGCAUAUCAUCAGACCAUACGUGCAGUGCUAUCGACUUAAGACUCUCCUGGAAGAACCAACUGGAAUCCGAUGCCCUAGGGAAGAAUGCCAUACCCUGUAUAAUCAUCUCCUGUAUCGAUACAACUACAAAUUAGAGGCGCCUAGGGCACCAGUUUUGGACUUCUGGUCUCCUCGCCCGGUCGCCCUCUUGGCGCUCCACCCGGAGCAGAUCUGGUUGGUCUUUGCUAGGCUGCCACGCCAAGCUCUGCAACCAGAUCAGAAACUUCUUAAAUGGGACGAUGAUGAGGAAGAGCAGGACGAAUGGAAACUCCGUUCGUCGGAGUCAUUCGGACAUCAGGACCAGGAAUGGAAAUCUUGCUCCCCGGAGACAUUCUAA
Cylicocyclus nassatus is the source of this 507-nucleotide messenger RNA. The record is from the annotation of a GenBank genome assembly. NCBI's taxonomy places the organism in Eukaryota, Metazoa, Nematoda, Chromadorea, Rhabditida, Strongylidae.